This is a messenger RNA of Melanaphis sacchari, 1093 nucleotides long. RefSeq names its product protein snakeskin (gene Ssk). The coding region runs from base 334 to 816 and encodes 160 amino acids. NCBI's taxonomy places the organism in Eukaryota, Metazoa, Arthropoda, Insecta, Hemiptera, Aphididae. The record is from RefSeq and is a predicted model, not a curated record. Gene Ontology annotation, biological process: septate junction assembly. The transcript is spliced from 3 exons.
UCUUUGGAGUGUCUACAUAUUAAAUACAAACUACAUAUCAUUAUGAUAUAACUGUAUAGAUGCCCAUCCUAUAUACCUGCAAUGUGCACACACGAAGCCACCGACGAUAUGGUAUAGGCAGAUCGUCAAACACACCGUCAUAAAGAUAACGCUCUAACGUGGUAAAGCUCUCAUCCGCCGCGUUCAACACGUCGUACAAUCGACUGCAGUGGCAACUAACUGCCAUCAGUGGCAAUAUAUCUAUCGCGUAGGCGUGUGCAAUUCGUCACACAACUAGUACAGACCGCGGACGACGAUUAAAUUGUUUAAUAUAGGCUCUGAACGGAAUUCGCGAUGGUCAACAUAGCAAGCGUAGGGACGGUGGUCAUCAAAGUCGUAAAAUUGGUGUUGAACAUAAUCAUUUUGGUUCUAUAUCGAACCGGAUAUCGCGGAGGGUUUUUGGGAGUCGGCGGCACGUGGAAUUUAAACGAAGAAAAAAAUCCAGAUGCGGAAAUCGUCGCUUCUGGCAUUUUUGUCGGUUUUUUCAUAUACACCGUCGUGAUACUGAUAUCGUAUGGGUUCGGGUCCAACCACCAGAAGAAAACACUUGUGGAUAUCAUAAUGAAUUUCGUCGGAAUGUUCAUGUUUAUCGCCGUAGGUGGUAUAGCGCUCCAUUAUUGGAUUGGUUAUCAGAACGAAAACAAAUACAUCAGCGUGUCUUCUGAACGUGCUAUAGGGAUCACGGUAGGCGUGUUGUGCGUUCUUUCCGGUGCCAUUUAUCUAGUGGACACUGUACUGUCGUUUAUACAUUUUGCGAGAGAAAUGGAGUUUGAUUAAGAACGACUGCGACAAAUUUAAGUUAAUUAAAAUAUAGCUAAUUUACAAAUAAGUUUGACGAUUUUGCUCUUCGAGUGGCACAAUUAAUAAAACACAUAUAUGAAUGUGUAUUUGUAUAUUCUCUGGAAAUCUGUCGGUAUAAAUAUGUAUAAUAAUAUUCGAAAGGAUACCGUGAAAUAUAAACACGAGAAAAUGGUCUACACGAGUGUGUGUAAUUCAUCAUAGUGCUUUAAAAUCGUUUGAACAUAAAUAAUAAUAUUGUUAAUAAUUACUUAAC